Schistocerca nitens (vagrant locust) is the source of this 7429-nucleotide messenger RNA. RefSeq names its product calpain-7-like. The record is from RefSeq and is a predicted model, not a curated record. NCBI's taxonomy places the organism in Eukaryota, Metazoa, Arthropoda, Insecta, Orthoptera, Acrididae. The transcript has 12 exons. Gene Ontology annotation, biological process: proteolysis. The coding region runs from base 259 to 2745 and encodes 828 amino acids. Gene Ontology annotation, molecular function: calcium-dependent cysteine-type endopeptidase activity.
ACGGACACAGAUAUCAACAGGGCGCUUAAAAAGUGACAUGUUACUUUUUUUUUAUGGAGAGUUGGCUAUUAAAUGACGAACUGCCUUUUGAUAGGAAUAUUGCUUGAAAUAUUAGUAUAUGAAACGUGAAGUGCUUACCGCUUACUGCCAUCGCGUAAUGGUGCACGUUUUUAAUUUUGUUAUUUCUUUAACAUGAUAGUUUGAGUGAAAUGCCGAUUUAUAUUUGUGACUGGUAGCUGUUGUUGAUCCUUUACUAAUAUGAGUUGUAAUCCUGAAGAACUCAUUGAGGAUGCCUUGACAUCCUCCACAAGAGCUGUGCAGUUUGACAGGUCAGGCCAGCAUGAAAUAGCAGCUUAUUAUUAUCGUGAAGCAGCAAGGUUCUUAAAUGUAGCAGCUGGUAGCCCAGCGGAUGCAGAGCAACAGGAAACUUGGAGGACAAAAGCACGUGAAUACGUUUGCAGAGCGAUUCAAUUAGAUAACCUCGUAUGUGCUCAACGCAAUGAAAAUACUGGCAGUUCUGAAGUCAAGCAGCAGCUUCUGAAGUGCAAGUUUUUAUUUCAUCAAGCAUUAAAUGCUGAUGAAGCAGGCCACAAAGAAGAAGCCAUUGAACUUUAUUUAAAUGCUGCAGAUCUUGGUUUGAAAGCAAGAGCAGCAGCUGUCAAUGAUCCUGUGCUCCAUGCUAAACUUACGAAGGUUACUUGCAAUGCUGUGGAACGGGCUGAGGAACUGAAAGGGAUUUCUCACAAACCAAAGGAAACUUCAGUCUCUGUCCAACCAUCUGUCCCUACAAUCCCAGAAGCAAAGAGCCCUAGUAUAUCAGUGAGAGCUUCAUCUCAAAGAGGAACUGGACCACAGCUUCAUCGUGGCAGCAGUGCACAUUUGAAAAUUACUGGACAAGAUACUUAUACAGAAGAAGAGAAACGAGUUUUAUUACAGACUUCAAAUAUAAAUGGAAAAGAAUAUGUACCAUUUAUGAAUGUUGAUUUAUCAGAACGAUUCCAGUAUUCGUUACCAUACACAGACCGUGAUGGUCCACUGCCAUUGUCACCAAAACAGCGGAAGGAUUUUGCACGAUGGGCUCGGCCAGAGGAAUUCUGCUCAGAACCAAAGAUGGUUGUUGGGUCACAUGUUGAUUGCUUCAGUAUCAAACAAACAGUCAUAUCUGACUGUUCUUUUGUUGCGUCAUUAGCUGUCAGUGCAUUGUAUGAAAAGAGAUUUGGCAGAAGCCUUAUAACAUCUAUUAUUUAUCCCCGUAAUAAGAAAAAGCAACCAGCAUACAAUCCUUUUGGUAAAUACAUGAUCAAGCUACAUAUCAAUGGAGUCCCUCGUAAAAUCAUUAUUGAUGAUAACCUUCCUCUGGGAAGAAGAGGAGAACUGCUGUGCUCAUAUUCAACAAACAAAAAUGAGUUAUGGAUUUCAUUGCUGGAAAAAGCCUACAUGAAAGUUAUGGGUGGAUAUGACUUCCCAGGAUCAAACAGUAAUAUAGAUUUACAUGCACUGACUGGCUGGAUACCUGAACGUGUGGCUAUCAGGCCCGGUGAACCUGAUUUCAACAGUGAUGCUCUAUUUGAUAAAUUGUUAACUCGCAUGUCAAAGGGUGAUGUACUUGUUACUGUGGCAACUGGAGAGUUGUCAGAUGCAGAGGCAGAUCGCACUGGACUCGUUCCCACUCAUGCUUAUGCGGUACUUGACACCAAGAAAGUGAAGGGUGUUCGUCUCCUACAACUGAAAAAUCCAUGGUCACAUCUAAGGUGGCGUGGCAACUAUUCAGAACUGGAUACAAGACACUGGACACCAGACCUUAAAGAAAUCCUAAACUUUGACCCGAACAGUGCAGCAAUGUUUGACAAUGGUGUUUUUUGGAUUGACUAUGAAAGUAUUCUUCGUUUCUAUGAUGUCUUCUACUUGAACUGGAAUCCUGGCCUUUUCAGUUACACAUACUGCAUCCACCAGUCAUGGAAAGCUGGUGCGGGCCCUGUGAAGGAUGCAUAUAAUGUUGGGGACAAUCCACAGUUUUCUCUUGAAGUAGAGGGUAACAAUGGAGCUGUGUGGAUCUUACUUACUAGACAUAUUACAGAGAUAGAAGAUUUUAAAGAAAACAGGGAGUACAUUACAGUCCUCGUGUAUAAAAAUGAUGGAAGGCGUGUGUACUAUCCUCAUGAUCCACCUCCAUUUAUUGAUGGUGUCCGUAUAAACAGUCCUCAUUAUCUCUGCAAAUUGGUCUUGACUGAAACCAGUGCUAAAAGAUAUACUUUAGUUAUUUCACAAUAUGAGAAAAUGAACACCAUCUAUUAUACUCUGAGAGCAUAUGGCACUUGCCCAUUUUCAUUGAGGAAGAUUGGUGAUCCAUAUGAGUACACCAAACAGGUUACUGGCAAAUGGGAAGGAGUGACAGCUGGUGGUUGUGCUAAUAAUCGUGAUACAUACAAUAACAAUCCAAUAUACCAAGUAAUCAUUCAGGCUGCUCAUAAUAAUACACAAAUGUUGCUUGAUCUCAAAGGGCCAAAACAGUAUCAGAUUGGUAUGGAUGUCAUAAGUGUUGUUGUAAAUGAUCCAAAUGCACCAACCGCCUUUAAACGAAAAGAUUCUGGACCAUUCAGAUCGGGAUUUGUGGUGCUUGACUUACAAGAUGUUCCUGCUGGCACAUACAAUAUUAUUCCAGCCACCUUCUUGUCUAGGCAGGAAGGACCAUUCUUUCUCACUGUGAAAUCUUCUUCACCUUUUAAACUGUCACACUUACAGUGAAAAAGAAACAUUUGCUGUCCCUUCUGAUACUAUGCACAAAUCCAGUUUGCAUUUAAAUUUUUAACUCACAUUAGUGCAGCAGAUAUUAUUUUUAACAGAUGAUUUAUACUCUGGCAGCUUAACAUAAAAAUAACCUUUUACGACUGCUUAGUAAUUCUGUAUUUUCAUGAUCAUUAACAACAAUUAAAAGAAAAGAAGACACACAGUCUCUCAUGUGUGAAUUUGAUAAUAGUACAAACUGUUGUGUAUAUCUUUUUGUUUUGGAGUGACAUCUAGAAACAUUUUCAUAUUUGGAAGUAAUAAGCCUGUAUGCAACUCUGUUGCAUACUUCAUAUUGGAUAACAUGAAUUUCCUUUGUUUUGUGAUUUCAGAAUGUUGAUUCAUAUCUGUAAGUAUCUGCUACAUGUUUCAAUUUUAUCUUAGUUUUGAUGUUUCUUUGUUGGAACAGAUUCACAGGUACUUUCAAGUGCAAAAAAGUGCCAAUAUUCUUGCCUGUCAUUUGGUUGAUACAAAAAGCAUUAUUAUUUUAACUGAUCCUGAUAACUGAAAGCAAUUUCUUAAGGUGUUUGUUGUACUUAUUUUUAAUGCACACUGUACAACUCCAUAGUGAGUUUUGUUGGGAAGGUGGCAUCCACCAGAAAAGCCAACUGUUGUCUGGAUUAAGCUGGUAUGCUACAAGAAACCGAAGUGGCAAGCAUUUUUUAUUCUUAUUAUGAGAUGUUACAAACAGUUGAUUGUUUUCGUUUAUGUACUAGCAGCAUACUAUCAAGAAUGUAUACAAACUUAUUUUUCAUUCUGAGGUUUCUCUGCGCCCCUUGAAUCUUAUCUGUUCCCCCUUCGAGAACAUUUUAAUAUGUGCACAAACAAUAUCCACUGUUACUUUACUGUAUUACUCAUUGUAACUUUUGUAUUUUGCUGUACAAUGUGUAAUCACAUUAUGGUCAUGAAUAUACAUGGACAAUCCUUGGAUUUCUUUUCUGUACAUACUUUAAAAUUGUUUUCAGAACAUUUUUAUAUUAUGGUGACACCGAUUCCUCCAAAGUUAUAAGUAAUGCUCAGAGUAAUUUAGUUUACUUGAUGUACAGUAUUUAUAAUGUCAAAUGCACUGUGGAAUUUUCCUUCAGAAUUUAAAAAAAAUAUCAUUUGUCAUUUAGUUGACAGUGCUGAUGAUUUGAGUGAAUGUAUCAAUUAUGUGUAAAAUGUGAAAUGCUGUGAAUGUCUACAGCUUAUGAGUCAUCAUUUCAUUUGCCAUAAUAUAGGGAUUUUGUUGCACUUUCUUUCCUCACCAAAUGUUUUUAGUGGGGUUUGUCUGUAUUAGUGUACUACCUUAUGUGUUCUUACAUAAAAAUUCCUAAUUAUUGUUUCAUUUUUUGUUUAAAUGAUUGAAACUAAAAAAAAAAACUUAAAAACAACUAUGCAGCAUUUGUAGAUGUUCAGUGUACAGGCUGCUUAUGAAUGAAUUACUUUUAUGAUUGCAUUUCACAAGAAGUCAACUGUGUACUCUAAAGUCAGCAUCAAACACUUAACUUAAGAAGAGAAAGUGUGGUACUGUUGCCAGGAAAAAGGAAACCAGAAAGAGAGAGAGAAUUCCCUUUAUGUGCAUUGCAUUCAUUUUUGUUUCUAUUAUCAAAAGAUUCUUACAUAAUACAUGUCGUGUGUGUGUGUGUGUGUGUGUGUGUGUGUGUGUGUGUGUGUGUGUGUGUGUGUGUGUGUGUGUGUGUGUGUGUGUGUGUUUUGGUGGAAUAACCAUCGAAUAUUUUAGUGUCCUUGGUCAGGAGAUAAAAGGCAAUAUUUCAAAGAAAGAUAGAGGAGUAUAGUUCUGUUAAGGGUUACCAUCUAUUUUUAUUUCUAUACUUAUUUGACUUUCGUUUCAGCUUUUAUUACCCUUGUUCAUCCACAUUGUUUAACACAGUAUUGUUAGGAAUUGUGUUUCGGGGAUAAAAUAAGAGUAUAAGAAAACAAUGGGAGGUACUUUCUCUGUGUUUGUCAGUCCUUCACACAGUGUUCUAUUUUUCUCAUUUGUCUGAUAUUGUAAGCUCAUAUAGGCAAGAAAUUUCUGUAACAUUAUUACAUUUCACUAAUUCAUAAAAUUAGUGAGAUUUAAAAAAUCAAUUUUGUCUCAGCGUAACUGAAAAAGUAAUGUUGGAACCACAUGAGGUAGAAGAGAAGACUGAAUCUCAAGCUUAAAAAAGAUAAAUGAGGAAGGAUAUCUUCAGUACUUGUCUGUCUUCUGGCCUUACUUUCUAAGUGACUUGUUCAGUAUUAACCUAUGUCACUUCUGUGUGUCUCUUCACACACAGUGUGAGAUGUAUUCGUGUUUCAAUGAAUAAGAAACCCCCUAAUGUAAAAGGCUGCUAAGUAACUUGUUGUGGCAUUUCACAAGUGUUACAAAAUGUGAUAGGUGUGAUCAUUUUAAUGAACACUAAGUAAUACUCCCUGAAUAGGUGACAGACCAGAUGGCAGUACCACAUUCAGUGAUAUAGAAAACAGUGUAUUAAAAUUCACCAAUUCUUUUUGGACUCAGAAACAGAAAUAUUUCUACUUGUUUUAUAACUUGGAAUGUAAUACGUUACAAAACUUAAAAAGUGAAAUUGUGCUCAUUGAAGACUUAAGAGAGGAGGCAGAGGAGAUAUUUACACAGUAAAAUUGCAGAACUUUGAGUUACGGAAAAUCACAUUCUCUGAAUGCACAUUUGGUUACAUUUCAUUGUUCUUCCUCACUUGAGGCAGAGUGAUGUGAUGCAGUGGUAAGAUACUAGAGCCUCAACUGAAGGAUCGCAGUUCAAAUCCCUAUCCGGCCUGCUAGCUGUACGUUUUCUAUGCUUUUCAUAAAUUGCUUAAUCUAAUGCUAAGGUGGUUCCUUAGAAAAGGAUGUGCUCCAUUUUCCACCUUAUCCUUCCCUAACCUCAAUUAGAGCUCAGUCUCUGAUGACCUUGUUGUCACAGGGGUGUUAAACAAUAAUCAUUCUUCCUUACUCAUAUUACUUCAGAAUACUUCUGACAUUGUGACACUGAAUCAUGAACGUCCAUUUCUUCAAAAAUAUAACGUGACUGUCAUCUCCGCAACAGGUGUAGUCUAGUGCAGCUGUGCUACAAUGUAAAUAGUACAGUCUGUGAUAGGUCCCUUACAAUUAAAAUCUGCAGAUUAUUCUGAAAACAUGUUCCAAAAUUUCACACUUGAAUCCAAAGAUUCUUAACAAAUUGCUUUUCCUCAGCUAUUCCUUUUGUUGCAAGUAUUAAAUUCCCUAUCAAAUACAUGACAAGGCUGGCUGAUUGACACAUCAGUUUGUUGCCCACAAAAUUCUAUUGCACGUUAAAGACAUCAGCUGUUUCCUGAGGUUAUCCAUUACUGAUCUUGUCUCCUUCCCAAAAAAUACAUAAAUUACGUGUCUACUGAUAGGCACCUACCUCCUAUGACCACAUUCGUAAUCACUCCUGUAAAUUAAUUCCCUCUGAAACAUCCUGUAACGGGAACCCAUACAAGUUGUCAGAGGAAAUGAUAGUGUUAAGAGUAGCAUGGCAUCCCCUUAUGCUAAAAUUUUGUUGAUUUGUUCUAAGCAAUUUUUGUGAAGUAUUGGGAUAGCCAUUUGUCAGCUCUCAGUCUCCACUAUGUGGAUUCAUAAUCAGUCAGGACUUAAACUACCUGCAGUCGUUUAAGUUGUGUAAAGAUAAGUUACCCAUUCUAGCCUCCAUUCACCUCUUAAGAGCAAUUAAACUAACCAGGAAACAGCAACAUAUGUAACUUUUACAUAUUGCCAAUGACUUAUAUUUUAAAAAUUAUUUUAAUGGGAUUGGAUAUGUGAUUGGAGAUGUGUCUGGUAAGUAAUAAUUUAUAAUUGCCUCACAUCCCACAAUGAACAAUUACACCCUCAAGGAGAUUUUUUUCCCUCUUUCCUGGUUUAAAAAAAUGGUUAGUUAACAGUACAUUUAUUUCUACCAGUAUAUCUUUUCAUGGACUGGAUUUUUUUAUGGUUGAUGUUUUUGAGACUGAUUAAUAGAAAAUAAAUUUCUGUUUGUACAGGCAAGAUGGCAAUUUCAGUUUCAUGUUGAAUAAAUAAAUGUGUGAUCUUGUCAUCCAUGUCUGGUUCAGUGACCUGUAGUCUUACUAGAAGUGCUUGCUGCCUAGACACUAAUCCUAUUGUUGUUGGAGUAAGUGUUUCUCAUUUUUGCAAGAUUGUUGCAGCUCUGACUACUACUAGGUUUGAUGUUGGCAUAUUACGCACGCCUGGGCACUUGGAGAAGUAUCUUACAUAUUUUUAUUGUGAAAUUGCAGUCAAUCUGUAUCAGGAGAAUAAACAGGUUUGUUUGAAUUAUGUGUAUAAUAGCUUUGAACAAAAUUUUAACUUUUUAUGUUUGCCUUUACCUACCAUUUUAAUCAUUUUGAAUAAUAUCUUAUCGGUAGUAAUUUAUGAUAUAACAUUGUUACUGCUCAUACAGAAAAAUAUAAUUGUAUGAUGGCUGUGAACAUAGUAGUUUGUAAUUCUUGUAAUGUAAUAAAAACCUUUAAACUAUUACAUUAUUGUUACAAUAUGUUGCUCAGCAGACUGUUUGUUAGUAUUUAUUUUAUGGAAUUAACUUUAAAUAUUUGUUAUAGCAGAGAAAUGUCUCUAUGAUUCAAAUCUAAACUAUUUUUUUACAUUCGUGCAGAAUAUUGAUUGAAAAUGAAAUACAAACCUUUUAAGUUUA